Messenger RNA from Zootermopsis nevadensis, 10356 nucleotides. RefSeq lists its product as uncharacterized. The record is from RefSeq and is a predicted model, not a curated record. Lineage: Eukaryota; Metazoa; Arthropoda; Insecta; Blattodea; Termopsidae.
GAAGCGGAGUGAUACGAAAAUCGACUGAGGCUAUCGAUAAGUGGCUUUGACGCUAAAAUGUUUCUUUCUUUAUUUUUAUUAAAUUUCUUUUGAAUUGAGUGUUAUUUGUGAAUAAAUUAUGCAUAAUACUUUGACACGUGAUCUGAAAAUUGUGUGUGUGGACAUGAUUGUAAGUUUUUGACUCUAGCUAGUUGACAAAAGUCAAGUAAUUUACAGUCGCUUGCAAGCCGUGAUGUUUCGCCAUGACAGCUAACCUGUUUAUUGUCCGAAAUUCUUCUUUGUAUAAAAAACUAUAGACAACGGGAUACGUUGAGCGUUGGUAAGCCUAUUCUAAGCUACAUGACAAUGACAGCCGCUUAUUUCACACCAUUCCUAUUUUGCCGCACUUUUUUAUGAAGUGAUGCGUAGCCAGAUACAUCGCAAUAUUAACAAUUAAAUGAUACCAUAUUGUGCUGUUCUCUUGAUCAGAUGUUAAUGAGUGAUCAAUCUUGCAAAGAAAACUGCAGGGUGUCAAUUUUUUCGAGGGACUGAGGAAAACCACAGAAAUUGUCAGUCCCUGAGGUGGGAUUUUAAACCAGGAUCUCCUAAAUAUGAAGCAGAUUAUUGUUUCCAUUCAUCAGUGCAGCAUUGUGAUUCAUAAUGAAUGCUGAGCAGCACACAUUGGCUGUACCAACUUCCUCGACGGCUCCUCCUGAGGAAGCAACACAUCCUGGUGCCCUUCAAAGACAUACAGGGACGCCAACAGACCUGCGUGUUGGAACAGCUGUUGCGCUGUCCAGUGUGGCCAAGUAUUGGGUACUUACCAACCUGUUUCCAGGUCCCAUUCCCCAAGUUUCAGUAUAUGGGCUGCAUCCUCCUAGACCAUGUGACAAUGGAAAACCUGGAGGAGGCCAGGAAGGACUAUCUCAGCAGCAGCAACAGCAGCAGCAGCAGCACUGCAUGACGGGUCCCCCAGGCAUAGGUGUAACCACUGAAACCAUGGCACUUGUUCCUCAUCAUCCGCAGCAUGCUCAUGCACAGCAGAUACCUGUGACAGCUGUCCAGGCAGCGCUGACAACUACUGCAGGAGGCGUUGCUACUCUGUCACUUCCACCACACUCUGUGGCUGCACAGCAACAGCACCUGGAAGUGACAGGAGCAGGUACUGGAACUGCUACAGUUGUAUUGACAAGUGAAGAGGUAGACAAAGACAAGCUCGACAAGGGGACAUGUACCACAGAGCGUUGUGGUGAAAACCAGGUCCACUGCCAAGUGCAGUGUGAUCUUCAGUUGGUGAAUGCAGCUGCAGUUGCAGCACAGACUCAGCAACAAGCCAGUGAGCAGUUAGCAGCACAGCAGCAGCAGCAGCAACAGCAACAACAACAACAACAACAACAACAGCAACAUCAUCAACAGCAGCAGCAGCAGCAACAACAACAACAACAACAGAGUAUGGCUGCGCAGCUGUCACAGCAGCAGUUGCAUCAGUUGAACCAGCAUCAGGCUGUGGCUGUACAUCAGGCUGCCUUGUCACAGCAGCAGCAGCAGCAGCAGCAGCAACAACAACAACAACAACAACAACAACAACAACAGCAGCAGCAGCAGCAGUCAGGAGCAGCAGGGGAUGGUACUGGACCUGGUACUAAUGGGGCAGGCAAUAGCGUUAUGCAGACUGCAGUGCCUACCCCAGCAUCUUCACAGGAAGUUGGAACUCAGAUGGAUCCAGUUGCAGCACCACCAGUAGGUCCUGAUCAGCAACACCAGGUGAAAGAUGAGAUAAAACCCACAAUCAGUGGCUGUGCCAAGGACAUGCGCAAUUUGCCCAUGCCUGGGUUUCCAGUACAAGACAUCAAGGGUCACAUGAUGGACAUUCGUACUGCAGAUGGUAGCAUAGUGAAGAUCAGUACCCCGGGGAAUGGAGACCAAGAACUGACCAAGACAUUGGGCGUUGAGAUGGUUCAGAACAUGUACAAGGUAAAUGUGGAAGACAUCAAUCAGUUGCUGGCAUACCACGAAGUAUUUGGAAAGCUUCAAAAUGAAAUAGCUGUGGCAGCUGGAACUGCAAAUGCAGGUGCAGUUCUGCAGAGUCCAGGAGGUGUGAAGUCCUCUUGUAGUGAGGUCGGUGGUGCAGGAGCAAGUAAUACAGCCACAGCAAGCACUGCCACAUCCCCUGCUACAGCAGCUGUCAUCACUGCACCAGGCACUCACAUCUGUGACAUAUGCAGCAAGAUCUUUCCUUUCCGGUAUCAACUUAUAGUCCAUCGACGCUACCACACAGAACGAAAACCCUUCACUUGCCAGGUUUGUGGGAAAGCAUUCACAUGUGCAGCUGAACUGAGCCGGCAUGGCAAGUGUCACCUUGGUGGUAGCAUGUACACAUGUGCAGUGUGUUUCCAUGUGUUUGCUAAUGCUGCAAGUCUUGAGCGGCACAUGAAACGGCAUGCAACAGAUAAACCAUAUGGAUGCACAGUGUGUGGCAAGUCAUUUGCACGUAAAGAACACCUAGACAAUCAUACACGUUGUCACACGGGCGAAACACCAUAUCGUUGCCAGUAUUGUGCCAAAACGUUUACUCGUAAAGAACAUAUGGUCAACCAUGUACGUAAACAUACUGGUGAAACACCUCAUCGAUGUGAUAUAUGCAAGAAGUCUUUCACACGAAAAGAGCACUUCAUGAAUCAUGUCAUGUGGCACACUGGCGAGACACCACAUGCAUGUCAGGUGUGUGGUAAGAAGUAUACACGCAAAGAACAUCUUGCAAACCACAUGCGCUCACACACUAAUGACACACCUUUUCGCUGUGAAAUAUGUGGGAAGAGUUUUACUCGUAAGGAGCACUUCACAAAUCACAUCAUGUGGCAUACAGGAGAAACACCCCACCGCUGUGAUUUUUGCUCUAAAACAUUUACCCGUAAGGAACACCUUCUCAACCAUGUGCGCCAGCAUACAGGAGAGUCUCCUCAUCGUUGUGGUUUCUGCUCCAAGUCAUUCACACGCAAGGAACAUCUUAUUAAUCAUGUGCGACAGCAUACAGGUGAGACACCUUUCCGCUGUCAGUAUUGCCCCAAGGCAUUUACUCGAAAGGACCAUCUGGUGAACCAUGUGCGUCAGCAUACAGGGGAAUCUCCCCAUAAAUGCCAGUACUGCACCAAAUCCUUUACACGGAAAGAGCAUCUGACCAAUCAUGUUCGACAACAUACAGGCGAGUCUCCACAUAGAUGCCAUUUCUGUUCCAAAUCCUUCACACGCAAAGAGCACUUGACCAAUCAUGUACGCAUUCACACAGGUGAAUCUCCGCACCGCUGUGAGUUCUGCAACAAAACAUUCACUCGUAAAGAACACCUGACUAAUCACCUGCGCCAGCACACUGGAGAGACUCCCCAUUGCUGCAAUGUUUGCUCUAAACCAUUCACCCGCAAAGAGCACCUCAUCAAUCACAUGCGGUGUCAUACUGGGGAGCGUCCAUUCAGCUGCUCAGAGUGUGGGAAGGCAUUCCCACUCAAGGGGAAUCUGCUUUUCCACCAGCGUUCUCACAACAAAGGGGCAGCAGCUGAACGACCAUUUCGUUGUGACCUCUGUCCAAAGGACUUCAUGUGCAAGGGACACCUCGUCUCACAUAGGCGCUCACAUUCAGGAGACCGCCCACAUGCCUGUCCCGAUUGUGGCAAGACCUUUGUUGAAAAGGGCAACAUGCUUCGCCAUCUGCGCAAACAUGUGGCCGAAGGAAGUGGGGCAGGUGCAGCUCAGCCUCAACCACCUCCACAAGGACAUCACCAGAAUCCUGCUGUGGCAGGACACGGGGUUGUGGUUCCAACCACACAUCACCUCCAACACCAUCCUCCUCCACCACCACCUUUACAGCCACAUCCCACACACACUGCUGUGGUUGUCCCCACACCUAAUGGGGUUUUGGCCACGUACUGAAGAAUGUAUCUCUUAUGGCUCUCUACUUGUUGUUUCUACAUUACUGUUAGCUAGCUCAUACAUAGCACUUGUGUUCAAAAAUCGCCUCCUCUGUUAAUGCUGAUCUGCUUAAUGAAUUUGUGACACAACAUUGGUCAGAGCAGAUGGCAUAAGGAAAGGGGGGGGGUCUCAUAUAUUCUGUUCUCACAGUGUGUAUAAGGCUUGGCCAGUGUUGCAAUCUCUGCCAAAUAUCAUUCAUUAUUAGUCCUCACAUAGCCAGACAUAGUCUGCUCCCACAGUGGGAAAGUAAGGAAGGGAAAGUGGAAAGAUCAUCAUAUAUUCUUUUGAGCCUUGCCAUACAAGUGAAUUGUAAUUUAUAUUAUCUCUGUACAGAUGUAGAAUUUAUUAUUAACAUUUGAAAUCAAGAAUUUUACACGUAGACAAUCUUUUCUUUCACAUUAAAUGAAAUAGAAUGUACAUAUGAUAUACACAUACACAGAUUAUAUUAUAUUCUAUCUAUGCAUAAUUACAAAGAAUGAUUUAAGCAACUAGAUAAAUAAUUUUAAAAAUUAUAAUAUGAUACAGAAACAUCUUUACGCCAUUUACAUUUCCAAGUGCUGUAUUUCUAAAGAUAGUAUUAUUAUAUUAUGAUGGAAUUUUGAUGCUAUUUUGUAGUCAGUAGGUAGCAUUAGUGCAUGCUGCUGCGAUGAGUCAUCGAACUAGUUUAGUGCCAUGAUCGCCACACCGUGUGCUGUGCUAUCAUCAUCAAUCUUUUAUGUAUCUAUGCGUGUGAAGUGUGCAUGUGUGCAUUGUGUAUUGCUGUUGUACUUCAGACCAUGGUUUGGACCAAGAAGAAGAGAAUCAGAGUGGGAAGUUUGGCAUUUUUCAUAUUACCUUUUGUUUUAAGAAUAGCAAAAUUUAGUUCUGAAAGAUAUAUUCUUAAAUAAUGCUGCUGUAGUAUGUCAUAUUUUAUUCUUUAUGUGCUUAUUCAUUGAUUUUACAGCAUUCCAUGUUAUUUUAUAAAACAUAAAAUUGUCCCUGUGCUUAAUUAAGCAUCAUGCCAUAUUGAUGUAUGGAGGAGUAGAAGCAUCAUUUCAUGCAUUCAUAGCCUUGGCAUCAAAUUGAGAAGAGUGGUCAGCUUCAUACUGCAGCUGCUGUACCCUGAGUAAAUGUAAUGUGAAAAGGUCUGUCAUCUCUCAAAAAAAAUGUUCAUAUCAGAUUUGGUCGUCUGCAGGAUUGACAUGGAUAGAUAAGUGGUUGUGAAGUUGUGUUAGUGUUACUUCUGAGUGUCAUGGUCGACAUCUGGCAUGUUAAACUCUGUGUCUACCAAGAGCUGCUUAAAAACAGUUGACUUUUAGGGGCAUCACAUGGGUAGGGAAAAUCACAACCGCCAAUUUUUUUUUUAUUCCAAGCUCAAAUUUAAGAUAUAUUUUUCAUUCCUCUUUUUCCCCACAAGCGCGCAUAAAUGUGAAUUUCACUACAACACGUUUCCACUUUAUUUAACUGAAAGAUUAAACAGCAGAACAAAAGUAGCUAUUUGUAACAUGUUUUGAACUUAAAAUUCAUUGAAUUUGGGACCUUAGGGCUGCACAUUGUGUUUAAUUUGAUGAGUGAGUUUGGGUGCAUAAAACUUGAAAGAGGGUUGUGUGCUGGCAUAGAUUUCAUCAUGCCUGGUCUACACCUUUUUUCUUGUAAUGAAUUUCAGACACAAGUCAGCACAUAGGAAGCAUUCGUUUAGGGUGCAUUCCAUUAAGUUUGUUCUUCAUUUUUAAUUGUUAUAGUUAACCCUUUAAUGCCCUGUGGUAACUAUGUGUACUUAGUGCUUUAACUCUGCAUUUUCCACUCAUGCUUUGUUUGAUUCUUAUUAUUAAGCCAUCAUUUUAGUUCAUCUGCACCUUCAUAAUGUGUGUGUGUUUGAGUAGUCAUAGUGGUUGUUCAGAAAUGGAAAAUGUUAUUUGAAUUGAGAUACUUGAUUUAGUAUCACCCCUUGCAUCAGAACCUUAAGGAAAUCCAAGAUAGUUUGUUAAGAUUAUAUAUUUUGAACUGGCAUGAGAAUAUUAUAAGGGCUUCCCAUUCUGUUUGUUCUUCUUCUAGUCGUACGAGGUGGUCACUGUGCUAAUAUUUGAUGGAAUUAUAUUGUUAUGAACCCAUCAUUUGGACAACUACAGCAGGAACAUGGUUUGCACUGUAUCUUGUUGAAAGAUAUGUGAUUUAGGAAGUAAAUAUUUUUCUUAAUGAAAUAGAGGAUAUGUGUACAUAUAUAUUGAUUAUUAAUUUUAGUCAGUGUGGCACAUGCAUACAAGCAUUGCAGACUUGUGAGCAUGAGCUAGUCAGAAGCUUCUGGCAGCUUCUUGCCUGGCUGUUCUUGAUCCAGUAUGUGUUGGUGGCAGUUGCCUCCACACAUCUUUGGUUUUUGCACCUCAGCACUUAAGAUUCAGAAGCUCAUCUUGUUGCAACCCUUCACAAAGACAUUUGAUCAUGGGUUUCUGUUCCAUUCCAGUUUUGAAUUGCCAAGAGUGAGUGUUUGAGUGUAUUGGGCACAAGAAACAGCUUUAUUUUACAUUAUUUGGUACCAUGUUAGAAUUGCAAGAGUGACCUGGAAAGUUACUAUGAUAGUAGCAUAAAAUGUGAAAAAAUUAACUUUAUGACAUCUUAUUUGGCAUAAAAGUCAAGGACUUGUCUUCUGUGUUUUCAUACAUGCAUGUGUAGAUGCUUGUAACAACAGCAAAUAUUUUUUAUUUUAUUUCUAGAAUUGUUUAGAGUUGUUUCUAGGUUUGUGCUGAAUUGGGUACAUUUUCUGGGACAACUGUACAGAAAACAAUAACUUUAUUAAUUAUGUAUAUAAAUAUAUAUAUAACAACAUUGAUCCCAGAAGUGUGAAUAGUAUGACAUUGGAAGCAAUUGCAGUGUAAAAAAGUCCAGUGAGAAUGAUAAUUUUUGAAAGUGUACAGUUUUAUAAGAACAUUAUCCACAUUUUAGGUACCCAUGAAGUAGAAUACAAAGAUGGAAUAAAGGGUAAAUAAAAUGAGGAUAAUUCAGUUUUUUAAAUAAGACUGACAUUGUUGGAACCCCACAUGAACUGGUUGCCUGUUUUGCCCUGGGUAUUUUAGUAUUUCAGUUGGUUCAAAGUGUUGUUGACCAGGACAGGAGUCAAACAUGUGACUACAAAAAUGUGUAAAAAAUUUAAGUAUUUUAACUCUGCUUUCUAUUCUGAUUCCCUUCCAUUAGAUGCUUGCUUCAGUAUGCUGGUCAUAGAUGACCAGAUGCUAGGAUAUUUAUUUAAAAUGCUGCUCUAAUUCUGUAACAUUUAGUACUUUUUAUGGCUUGUAUUGUUCUGUUCAUCUUUAUGAAUUUAGAUUUUUAACAUACAUAAUUAAAAUUGCAAAGCGGGUGGUGGUAGCAACAAUGAAAACAAAAUGGAUGUGUCUUACGACAGAAUUUAAAUGAAGAGUAGUUCACAGAGUCAUGUCUUUUAUUUUUGAAGAGAAUAAGAUUCUUUACUUUCUGCCACAGAACAUUCCUACAAACAAAUUGCCUGCCCUACAGUAUAAGUUAACUGAAAUUAUUAACUACUACUUUCAUUCCUAUAUCAUGCUAUCACUUAUGGAUGGUAAGUUGUAACAAAUGAACUGCUUGGAAAUGCUGUGUUAUGCUGUUGGUAUUGAAUAAAUGAGUAUCAAUGAGACAGUUGCACUUUUGUCUCUUACAGUACUAAAUCAUGGCCCAUUUGUUGCACUUUCCAUUUCAUCAUACUAUACCAAAGCCUAGUGUCUUCCUUAAUGAUGCAGCUUGGGACACAUAAAAUUAUAGAAUUGCAUAGGUUGUUAUUUAAGUUACAUGGAUCUAAUCUAAGCAGAAGUAACAGUGUGGUAACAGAUGUUGGGGUGGAGAAUCGUAUGUGGAAUGUUGAAAAUAUUUCAAUUAAUUCAUGUUAGUGGAAUAAUAAAUGUGAAAACUACAGGCACCAGUAAAUCUGAUUGCUACAAAAAUAAACUACCAAUUUGCAUAUGUUCUUUCCACAAUAUGCAUGAAUUAAACCCAGUGGUAUAUUGUGUCUGUACAUUUUUCAUUUCUAGAAUUACUUGAUGAGUUUCAAUAAAGUUUGAUACACAAAAUUACUGUGUGAAUUUAAUUUUGGUCAAUAAACGAACUGUAUUUGCACGAAGCUCAAAUGUGGUUUAUAACUUCUCAAAAACUGGUACAUAAAAAAUAAAGGCCUUGUGAAGCAUGCAAAAUUGCAAGGAACUUCCCAUUUCAUAAUUAAACUUUUAUAAAAGAAGUUACAGGCAGAACCCAAAGCCUAUGAUUUGACAGUAAACUUAAAUUAUGCUCAUGGGCUGUCAUGCUAGCCUCAUAUGCAUAUGGUUGGAUAAAAUCCUGCUUGAGUUUUAAUUGCCUGUUGCUUGAAAUUGAACAUAUAUUACACAUUGUAGUUAUUAUUAUUAGCUGUAGUAUUAAUACUGUCUUGUUUUUGAAAAAGAACUUCCUACUUAUUUACAGAUUGUGUAUAAAUAUAAUUUGUGAGACAUAUACCUCAAAUUUUCACUCUGUUGCCAUGUUAUUGUUGACUUAUGAAUAAUAUUUCUUGCACAAUUUGUAGGUAUGUGUAUGUCAUUAUCUCCAUAGCACAUUUGACAAGCCUAGCUCCAUUGUUCUUUAGUUAUCAACAUAAAAUGAAAAGCUAAAUAUAGAUUUCUUGCAUCCACCAUUUUGAAAUUUUACAUUCUGAAAAAUAUUACAAAUUUUUUUAUAAUCUAUUACCAUACAUUCUUUAAGGACUGAAAACUAAAUGUCAUUAGUGUCACUUUCAACUUCCAAGUUUGUGCAUAUGCCACAUAGUUAAUGACUGUACAAAAUUUACAUGAAUGACUGAGUGGCCUCCAGUGUGACGUUAAUGUUCAUGUUUUCAAUUUACAAAGAAGUUGUGUAUGUGACCUGUGGAAGUUUGGUGAAUAAAGUGAUUCGACAGUCUGGAUUAAUCAUCCAGCAGUGUUGGCAAUUUUUCUUUUGCCACCAUGUCCAUUCCAAGUGGUGAAUGUAUUAUGAGCAUAUUCUCACAAAUCAUUUGUGUAUAAUACCUUCUUAGGAAAUAUGUGAAGUAAUGCUAUAACUAUUGACUAGGUUUUUCUUCUAAAAUAAUAUUUCUCAAAAUAAAAAGUAUCAGAACCUAUUUAUGACAGGCUUGUGAAUAGGAUAGUUUGCAGUGCCAUGAAUUGUAGAAGCCAGGUAUGAACAUCCUCUUCAGUUUCCUCACUUAAUAAUACUAGCCCAUGAAUUCAGUUUGAUUUUGUGUUCAGUUGUGUAAUUUUAAGGAUAGGAGAAAAUGCAGAGGUCCCUUUCAGUUUCCUCUCUAGUGGAAGAAAUAAAUUGAGUGGAACACUGAUAAUCUAUCUCUGCCAAGUAGAAUCUAAUUCAAAGUUAAAUAACUUCAAAUGUUUAAAAGGUUUUGCAAUUCAUAACCAGGUCUUGCUUUUUAGCACUGUUCAUGGUCAGUCUCUGGCAUUAUGUACAAAUUUGCAGUUGUUUAAUUAUAUUUGUGCUUCUUAGUCACUUAUGCAAAAGCAUAUACAGUACUCAUUCUCCAAGGAGCAUGUGUUUUCAAAUAUUAGUCUUUAAUUUUAACAGUGAAGAUCUCAUUUGUGGUAUUUUGGGUUGGUAGUGGUUACCUAAGUUUUUGAAAACACUGGUAACAUACAAGCCUACAUGAUAUGAAAUCUCAGAAGACCACAGCUGCACAUUACUAAUUUUCCUGGUCUUUAAAUGAAGCUUGAUGUUGAUGGUCUGUAAUAUGUAUGUCCUGUGGUAGAAAAGUGGCAAUCUCUUUCUCAAGUAUCACUUGUUUAUGUGCUGCUCAUUUGGGUAUUGUUGGCAGGUGCUGAGGUUGAUACUGUCUAGUGAACUUUCAUAUUUUAAAGUGACUUUUCUAACUUCUUAUUGCCAUAGUUUAAGUCUUUGAAAGUUAUAUAAAAGUCCUGCUGAGGUCUCAUUACAAGAUAGAAUCCCUUAUAGACGACAAUAAGUUUGGGGAAGGGACAGAGUAACACUGAAAUUAAAUUUUCAUUAGAAAAGAAUUUAAUAUGCAAUUUCUUUUAGUUUGUCACGUUAAUGUAUGUGCCUUUUGAAACCUCAGUCAUACCUCUGAAUUAAUUUUUAUUGGUGUUCAAUUUAAUUUUAUUGUAUUUAACACAUAGGUCAUACAUGAUAGAUCAUGCAUGACAUAUUCCAAAGAGCAGCCAGGGCUACCAGCAACAAUGUGCAUGUUAAAUGUGUAUUACUGUACUUGCAUAUUGACUUCUUGACACUGUAAAAUGCAUGUGUGGUGAGCUUUCUGUAAAAUGGACUUGAAACAGCACAGCAGGAAGAGAUGAGCAUUCUAGAGUAUUAAGAAUAAACUGAAAAGCAUUGUAACUGCUAUUUAUGUAACUUUUAUGUUUAGAGAGAUAUUGGUGUCAAUUAAAUAAAAAAUAACAAUUA